Caenorhabditis sp. 36 PRJEB53466 is the source of this 3489-nucleotide messenger RNA. The record is from the annotation of a GenBank genome assembly. Lineage: Eukaryota; Metazoa; Nematoda; Chromadorea; Rhabditida; Rhabditidae.
AUGAGCGGCCGCAUCAGCAAUCGGAGCGUCGGCGUCGGAGUGCGGGACGCUGGCGGCGUCGGCGGAUCCAGCGAUGACAAGGACAAUCCUAACGAGUUCGACGCCCUUUACGCGGACAGUCAGGUGAGCAGACUACUCCCGGGGGGUGGCACUCGCCAUCAACAUGUUUACGCGCAUUGCCAUGUUUCGAAACUGUCUGGUAGUUUUCAUGUUACCUUCAUCACGUUCGCACUAGGUUGCAGAAUUCUGGACAUAAUCUUUUGAAGCUCGAAGUUUGCAGUGAAGUGCGACCAAAUUUCACUCUCAAUCUCAAUUUUCACCUGCCUAAUCUGUUUAACUAAUUAUAUUCCAAAGCAAGGCCACGAAUUCAUUUUCUCACUUGAGAAGUCCCUCCUCUCACUUUCCCCGGUUUCCGAGAAGCGGAAGUAUUCUCUGACAGCAGUGAACCCGAAAAGCUCAUCGAAUUUUAUGAGAUGGCAUUUGCGGCUUCUCUUUUUGCUCAUUCUCCUCCCAAAAUGGAAAAGAACUGCACAGAUGUGUUCUGCAAACAAAGUGGGGGCUCCCGAUGCGUCGAUCUGCGCACCACUGACCAGGAGCAGAGCACGAGAGGUACAGUAAUCGCAGCGACUGACUGAAGCAAGAAGAAGUCGACGUGUGCCACCUGCCAGUUUCAUAUGAAAAAUGGCGAGUAAUAAAAUUGGGCCAAACGGCUCAUUCUCGCCGCCUCGAUAGAGCGCACUUUACACAUUAGCGCAGAAAAAAACGAAGAUGCAGAAGAUGGGUCCAUCCGGGAGAGAGGGGCAGAGCCCCGGAGCCGAUGACUUUUGUGCUCGUCUCGAACGAAAAGGCGAUGAUAAUUGGGCAUCGAAAUGAAGAGGGGGCAAAGCUGCUUUCUCUCCUUCCCACUUUCCCUUUCUCUCCUCGAUCCGUCGCCUUUUAUUCUGAAUGUAUCAACUUGCAAUGUUUUCAGUCUCUUUCUUUCCGAAACAGGUGAAAGAUCGAGCUCGAUAACACUGCAGUUUGUGCUCCAGACCCUCUCAUUAGCUGUCAUUCGCAGUAAGCAAGCACAUAACUGAGCCAUACCUGUCUGAGCAGUGAAUAAGCAAUGACUUCUGCACCACUUAUCACUUCUGAAUGCCUCUGCUCUGUCUAGACUUCAUUCUAGUCCCUGGUGGCCCGACCUUUAGUCCAUCUGAAGCAUAAGUACAAAGGAGCUCACUUCCAUACUAAAUAAGUCGCAUUCCUCUGUCUCUCUCUCUCCGUUUGCGGCCUUUUUGAUGUGUCUCUCUUCCGUACUCUGAUCCCCGCUCUUCAAGUAAACAAAUUCUCCAGAGGAUCAGCGAAUCAAACGCCAACCGUAACAAUGUUUUUGAAAGAAUCAGACAAUAACCGAGAACAAUCCGUGUUUUAUUUCCUCGCCCGUUUCCCUUUUAAUUCCUCCAUCUGACUAUAUCAAACGGACGGUUUUAAAUCGACUUAAAAACUAUCAUCAAUUCGGCUUCCGAAACAUGAAAUAUCAUCUGAACCGACUGCCUCAAAUGCUCCCAUUUUACAGAACAGUUCGGCGCUGAACGCUUCGCCGAUUCUGCUCGGAAACCUCGAAAUGGGGUGCAAAAGGUGAGUCGUCUGCCCUGGAAAUAACUCGUAAUCCCCUCGGAAUCCGUUCAGAUUCCGCCUGAAUCUUUCAAUGAAGCACCGCAUCCGAUGCCUAGUCUUCGUGCUGACGUGGCUCCAGCUGGGAAGCGUCAUGAAUUGCGUCGACGUCUUCUCGUUCUCGAUGGUCUACAUGGAGAAGAACUCGACAAUCGCUGCAGAAGCGGGUCGCGAUGACGUGAGUCCGAUUCGUUUUUUUUUCCUGGCCGCCCCCGGCUGUCGUCAUGAGACCAAAAGACGGGGACUUUCGGGUCCGCAAAAAAAGAGAAUGAUGGAUCGGAUCUGAGAAGGGCGGUCGGGGACAACUGGCGGGACCGCUUGCAGAAGAAGAGUCGUUCUUCUCUUCGGGUCGGAUGAAAUUAGCAGCCGUACUUUAGUCGGGGCGCCAAAUCAUUUCCAAAUUUUAGCUUUCCCUUGGUCAGCUGAAAAAGGGGGCUGAGUAGAAUACAGACAGCCAGCCAAACAUCCAUUCCUUUUCAGAUAUACAUAUACUCUCUGGAAGAGAAAUCGAGUCUGAUCUCAGCAAUGGCUAUCGGUUCGCUCAUCGGAAUGUACCCCCAGAACACGCUCAUGCAGAAGUACGGUCCCCGCAUCGUACUGACGAUUGCCAGUCUGCUGUGCGCCGUCGUCACCGCCUUCUUGCCGUGGGCUCUCGACACCCAUUACCACGUGGCGCUCGUCUUCCGGAUACUCCAAGGAGUCCUUUAUUCGGCGGACUUCGGAGUCGUCGGAUACGUCGUUUCGAAGUGGUCGCCCAUAAGCGAAGUGGGCAUUUCGCUGGCUGCUCUCAGCGGAUUCACAGCCGCCAGAGCAGUCAUUCAGUUGCCCUUGGCCGGAUGGGUAAGCCCCGCCCCCUCGGGCCAUCUUUCAAAAUGUCUUCUGUUUCAGACGACGUCGACUAUCGGAUGGAGGCCCAUUUACUACAUUCUAUCGGUGUUUCUGUUUGUCUCCACUGCCGUCUGGUUUCUGUUUUAUCGCGAUGAACCGGAAGAUCAUCGGCUGAUGACUCAAUCGGAGUUGCAGCACAUUGCGAACGGAACGAAAAAGGAGAAGAAGGACAAGAAGACGCCGUACCGGGAAGUUCUCUCCGAAAAGUCUGUCUGGGCCGUCUGGUUCGCCGGAUUCGCCGACAUCUUCGCCAGUUUCGUCUUUCUCGUCUACGGCGCCCAGUAUUAUCAGUAUUUGGGAAUGGACAUUCAGGCGAACGCGUGGCUCAAUUCGAUGAAGGGAUACCUGUUCAUCGGCGUCCGAAUCUUCGCCGGACUCGCUUCCGACCGCAUCCGAUCUCUCUCGGAACGCAUGAAGCUCCGCCUCUUCAACACGAUCUCACUGCAAGUGCCCGCCUUCUUUCUUCUGAUAGUCGUGUUUCUGCCACGCGAAUAUCCAUAUCUGCACGUCAUCUGCAUCACUUUCUAUCAGGCCUCUUUCGGGUUUAAUUGCGGAGGAUUCUACAAAGGCGCCGCUUUGAUAUCAAGGCAAUGCACAGUCUAACUUGUCAGUACUAACUUGUUCUGCUUUCAGGCAAUUCUCUUAUUUUGUCAUCGGGUAUAUUCAACUGUUCAAAUCGUUAGCUACUCUCCUUGAGCCGGUUCUUUUCUCAUUGCUUGUACUUCCAGGAAGUCCAGAUGGUCAGUUUCAUGAUUCUUUCAAAAAAUAAAAUGACAUUUUUCAGCCGAACUCUCGUGGACCAGUUACUUCUUGAUCCAUGCUUUCACGUUGACCGUCGCUAAUGCCGUCUACGUCAUCUUUGCUCGUUCGGAACCAGCCGACUUCGUACUGAAUGCCGACCUGGAACUGAACAAACCUCAGCUUCCUUGCGAAACCUCAAUUAAUUAA